CCUCGUGAGCUCCUGUAAGCUUUCUAACAGUGCAGUGCAUUGUGGGUAGGUCAGUAGCAGAGAGGACGCCAUGUGCCUUUGAGGCAGAGGUCUGACUGUGACAGCAGCGGGUUCUCAUUCAGCGGUCUUCAGGAGUUCUUCGCUGCGGAUAAAGCCGAGAUGUACUGCACCAGGCGCUGCCUCCGGACCGCGCUGCGGGCCGCCGGGAGCACACACCGACAACAGCUUCAGCAGCAGACGCCAGCCUUGUGUGCUCUCAGAUAUCUGAAAACCAGUCAAGCCACCAGGUCAGAUGCCAUUGCCACGCCUCCACUAGAUGGAGCACCCAAGCAGUAUGCUCCAAAAAUCCAUCAGCUUGUCAACGACAUAGCCAGCCUCACUCUGUUAGAGGUGUCAGACCUCAACGAGCUCCUUAAGAAAACACUGAACAUUCAGGAUGUCGGUAUGAUGCCUAUGGGGGCAAUGGCUGCAUCUGCUGCACCUGCUGCUCAGGCUGCAGAUGAUGAGGAGGCUCCCGUCAAAAAGGAGAAGACACAGUUCACAGUAAAACUGACAGAAUUUAACGCAGCUGAAAAAGUUAAACUUAUAAAAGAAGUAAAGAACUGCAUCCAAGGCUUGAACCUGGUGCAGGCUAAGAAGCUAGUGGAGUCCCUUCCUCAGGAAAUCCGUGCUAACGUAUCCAAGGAAGAAGCAGAGAAACUGAAAGCGGCACUGGAGACAGCAGGAGGCACUGUGGUGUUGGAGUAAAUUCACUCUGCUGGUUAUGUACUUCGUCCUUCAUGUCAUUGUUCUUUUUUACAAAAACUAAGAAGAGAAAAGGAUCAUCAGAAACCGAGGAAACAAAGAAAUGCCUUUCUUAUGUGCAUCUUUUAGUAGUGUUUGGUGGGCGGUACAACUCAGACUGAUCUUUCUAAUGACUACCACGCUGUUUACAGUUCUGAUUUACAGCAAACAGGCUACGCAGAUUCUGGCCUGGAAACCAUCAGCUGGUCGUUCUGUAAAGCUGAUCAACUUUUCACUAAAGAACGGUUUGAGCUGUAGGAGCGUGGUUACAGUCCAUGUACUAUUAUAUUUGUUAAUGUCAUUAAAACCAAAACGUCCUUCUAACAUCCUCUCUUA
Molecule: messenger RNA, 1119 nt
Organism: Nothobranchius furzeri (turquoise killifish)
Lineage: Eukaryota; Metazoa; Chordata; Actinopteri; Cyprinodontiformes; Nothobranchiidae
Gene: mrpl12
Product: mitochondrial ribosomal protein L12
Biological process (GO): translation
Cellular component (GO): mitochondrial large ribosomal subunit; ribosome
Molecular function (GO): structural constituent of ribosome; mRNA binding
Source: RefSeq, a predicted model, not a curated record